Molecule: messenger RNA, 1940 nt
Organism: Eucalyptus grandis
Lineage: Eukaryota; Viridiplantae; Streptophyta; Magnoliopsida; Myrtales; Myrtaceae
Exons: 2
Coding region: 670-1719 (349 amino acids)
Source: RefSeq, a predicted model, not a curated record
GCGCCAUGCCAUGAAGGAUCAUAUCAAUCCUAAGAAGAAAUCAUCAUAUCAAUCAUCAAAAAGAGAGAGUUGUAGCUUGUCAAUUGCCGGGGUAAAACCAGAGAUGGCAAGGGCCAUGGCAAGCUUGGUGAUGUCCUUGCUGGUUCUCUCGCUAGCUCUGGCAGUGAUGACUGGGGCGGAUACAGGAGCCAAUAACAAGAACAUCAACAACGGCAACGGUAACAAUAACAACAACAACGGCAACGACAACAAGAACAUCAACAACGGAAACAAUAACAACAACAACAAUAAUGGCAACAACAAUGACAACAACAAUAACGGCAAUAACAACAACAACAACAACAAUGGCGACAAUGGCAAGAACGGCGGCGGCACCACGACACACCCACCGCCGCCUCCAUCUGAGGACAACAGCAACAACGGUGAGGGCACCCGGACACACCCACCACCGCCUCCAUCUAACGACAAUAAUGAUGACAACGGCAACAAUGGCGGUGGCACCCCAAAGCACCCGCCACCUCCAUCUAUUCCGGUGCUCGUCCCUCCCCCAACUGCCCACCCCCUCCUCCAACACCUCCGUCACCUGUCACUGUCGCUUCUCCUCCUCCUCCACCAGUUCCUAGCAGUGGCUCCACCCCGCCAACCACCCCAAGCUCCCCACCAACCACCAUGCCUCCGAGCGGUGGAUCCACGCCACCAAAUGCCCCGCCAACCAACAUUCCUCCUCCGAGUGGCGGUUCCACCCCACCUAAUGCCCCUCCGACCACCACACCUCCUCCAACGUGGUAUCCACCCCCACCUCCAUCGAGCGAAGUAUCAGGAGGGAAGAGAGUGAGGUGCAAGAAUAAGAAUUACCCUCAAUGCUAUGCAUUGGAGCAAAGCUGCCCCAGUGCUUGUGCAUCUACAUGCCAAGUUGAUUGUGUGACUUGCAAGCCAGUCUGCAGCUGCGACCAUCCCGGUGCGGUGUGCCAGGACCCACGCUUCAUCGGCGGCGACGGCAUCACCUUCUACUUCCAUGGCAAGAAGAACCGUGACUUCUGCCUCGUCUCCGACUCCAACCUCCACAUCAAUGCACACUUCAUCGGGCGCCGCAAUGCCAACAUGCGCCGCGACUUCACAUGGGUCCAGUCCCUUGGUAUCCUCUAUGGCUCCCACAACCUUUUCAUCGGCGCCCUCAAGACUUCGGCUUGGGACGACGCCGUCGACCGCCUCUCCCUCUACCUCGAUGGGGCCCCCAUCACCCUCCCUCAACACGAGGGUGCCUCGUGGCACUCCGAGACUACCCCACGCAUCUCGUUCACAAGGUACCGUGACACGAACGCGAUGGAAAUCGAAGUGGAGAAGAACUUCAAGAUCAAGGCCAUGGUCGUCCCAAUCACCCAGAAGGACUCAUUGAUCCACAGCUACGGAAUAACCAACGAAGAUUGCUUCGCUCACUUGGACUUGAGCUUCAAGUUCUACGCAUUGAGCGGCGACGUGAGCGGCGUCUUGGGGCAGACCUACGCGAGGAACUACGUGAGCAGGGCCAAGAUGGGCGUGGCGAUGCCGGUGCUCGGAGGCGAGAGGGAGUUCGCAUCGUCAGGCCUUUUCACGACCGACUGCGCGGCAUCCCGGUUCAUCGGCCAUUUGGCGCCGAGGAACUCGACCGAGAGUUACGAGUACGCCGACCUUGAGUGCGCUAGCGGUAUAGAGGGCCGUGGAGUUGUCUGCAAGAGAUAAAAUGCUCAAAAUCACUCCCCGAUCUCUCAGUCUCAUUCGUGUGCAAAGUUAUAUGCACCUUCUGUUGUUAAUUUGAUACAAUAAGGUCCAGAGUCGAGAAAUAUGGUGGGGUGAAUUAUGGCCUCUCUGGCCAGCCUCCUAUCCUAAUAAAACUCCUUGUAACAAGUGAACAAGUGAAUAUAGAGAAAGUGCAUUUUGUGUUAUCUAUUCUUGGCAUAUAA